This is a messenger RNA of Saprolegnia diclina VS20, 22173 nucleotides long. RefSeq lists its product as hypothetical. NCBI's taxonomy places the organism in Eukaryota, Oomycota, Saprolegniomycetes, Saprolegniales, Saprolegniaceae. Gene Ontology annotation, molecular function: zinc ion binding. The transcript has 21 exons. Bases 1 to 22173 code for a protein of 7390 amino acids. The record is from RefSeq and is a predicted model, not a curated record.
AUGAAGCGCUUCUUCCGCCUGCCGGCGUCGCCCUCGAAGCGCAAGUAUGAGGUCGAGCGCUCCAAGCUCGAGACCGCGCUGCUCGACAUCGAGGCCAAGAAGCAGGCCCUCCUCGCCCCGACGGACGCGCUCGAUGAGCUCGUUGAGGAUGCGACGACCCUCGGCGAGACCCGCCCCGUCGGCGGAGGCAGCCCGCCACGUCCGACGUCGCCAGCAAAGACCAAACCCGUGGCGUUCUCCAAGCCGUCCUUCUCAAGCGACCUGCCCAUGUCGCUCGCCAUGUCUUUCUCGUCCGUCAACUCGGCCAUGCGGCUCUCGCCCUCCAAGCAGUUUCUCGACACGACGAGCCCCGACGCCGUAUGGAGCCUCAAGGAGGUGUUCCUCGCACAAGACGCUAGCAGCGAUGUCAAGAUCGGAACUGUCGAGCUCCAUACGAACGCUAACCUCAAGGCGGCGCGUGAGCUCAUCGCUCGGUUUCUUCCAAGCGCUCCCAAGGGUUUUGUCUUCGAGACAGGGGACGGGGUUCUCGACGCGAGCGCGGAGAGCAUGAUGCUCCUUCAGGACGUCUUCCCCAGUCACAUUCGUCUGCGAGAACUGCAGCCGUUGACAUCCAAGGAAGCGCAGCAGCGCCGAAACUUGGUCAAGGAGCGGCAACAGGCCGCGUUCGAGCAGUUUGUUCAGCGCCGGACGCAGGAGCCCAAGCCACAGGAGGCGUACAAAGUCGAGGUUAUUGAAGCACCCGUCGUGGCGCCCAAGCCUGCGUACGUACCCGAGCCCGUCGUGGUUAUCGCACCGCCCAAGCCUCCCAAGCACGUGCUCUUGUCGACGGUGCAAACACUUGCUGGUCAUGAGUGCCACAUCAAAUUCCUCUACUUCCCGACGCUCGAGCGCGUCAUCUUACGCACAAAAGUCGUGGGUUGUCCGUUGCCCGUCACUUUGGCGAUCCACGAAGACGAGUUCCGGAAGCUUGUCGGCGUCCCAGAUACCACGCUAUUGCUGGAGUACGCCUUGGACGAGGUCAACUCGCAGUCAAUCUUGAGCAACUUGAUCUUGCUCGUGCCUGAAGAUGCCCACGGACUGUUCCAGAUGCGUCUGAAGCGAUAUGUGCACGUGGCCAAGCCGCGGAAAGAGCCGGCGCCCAAACACCCCGACGAGGACGGAGAGAAGCCGCCGGUUGUCAUCGAGCCAACGCCCGCGGCACCACCAUCCGCUGCGCCCGAGCGCGUCAAGCGCGUCCGCAUGGCCAAGUCGCCGCGAAAAGAAAAGCCAGCACCCGCACCUCCUGUGGUUCCGGCCGUAGAGCCCGAAAAAAUGGCUCCGGUGCCAGACCAUGUAGAGCCACCGCGUCGCAAAACGUCGCCCCCCAAGCCGCGCGAGAAGGCCGUGUCGCCGCGGCGCGCCCCGCUUGAGCAAAAGGCACCAGCGCCCGCUGUCGAGCAUCGAGCUGUGACGGCAGCGGCGCCGUCGCAACACCACCGACCGGUACAUACAGCUCCCGAGAAGGCGUCGCACGAUGAUCACCACCGUCGGCUACGUGCCAACCUCGAGGCGGCGUCGCGCAGCUCCAUUUCUGCGAUUGACGACGGCGACGACGACGUGGUCCCGGAAGCCGCGCCCGCGCUCAAGGCGGUGUUUGUUCACCUCGCGAUCCAAAAGCUGCGGGCAGGACCGGAUCGCGUGUCUCCUUUGCACCACGGUGACGGCCACAAAGACGACAUUGACCGUCUGUACGCAGCGUCCAACCCACGCUCGAUCUCCCUCUCGCGCCACUGCCUCAUCGCAGCAUUCUGGGACUACCUCUCAGCGCAAACGAUUUUCAUUCCUGCACACCCGAUCCAAUAUGCGCUGGCUAUCUCGGAAGACUCGGGGGCCUUGAGCCACGUGGCCCCGCUCCUCGCGCUCGCGAUCGAGGAUGAGAUUGCAGCGUGCGACGCGGGCAACGUCCGCGACAUCCAGCACGACUGGCGCAAAGCGGUCAUGGAUGAUGUCGUCGACAUCGCGCAUCUCAUUGAGAAGACGGCCGAGUGGGGCGAGGAGGAGGUCGGUAUCAUCCGGACGUUUGAAACUAAGCUGUCGCUCAUAUGCCACGUGUCCCGCUGGAGCCUCCCCAGUUACUUGCGUGCGGCCAUCUUUGAAGGCGUCUUUCCGCUGCUCAACAUCAAGGAGCUGCCACUCGAGACGCCGUCGCUUUCGUACAUUUCGGCAAAAGAGAUGCCGUUCAAGCCACAGUUGCUCAAGAACCACGCACAACUCGAGCCCGAGCUGCACGCGAUGCUCGAGCUGCUCUACAUCCUCGCGUACUCGUACUACCACUCGCCACGCUGCACGGAGAAGCGAUUGCGGCACUUUGCGACGCCCGCCACGUCGCCCGAUGGCCGUGUUGGAGCCAUUUUGCUAGCGAUCGACGAGCGCCAAGCGCGGCUCAAGGAGGCCCGCUUUGCGUUUACAGACGUGACAUCGCACGUGUACCUCGAGCGCAUUAUUCUGCUCGAGCCGCGUCUCGCCCACGUACACCCGAUCGCCAAGGCGAGCAAGCUCCCGUCCUUCUUCAAGGAACUCGCCGUGUACUUAAUCAAGAUGAUCCGGUUGUACCGCGCCCACCUGGCGAGCGCGUUUCGCGUUCACGACGGUGUCCAAAUGGCCCAAAGCAUGCGCUUCCUACUCGAGCUCGUCAAGGCGCACGUGCACGAAGCGACGGCGGUCGAGGCGCCCAGUCCGAUCGGAGAUUACCUCGUGAGCGCCUUGCAGCCGCGGCUCGGUCUCGACAAGGUCAACAUUGAGCGCACCCGACUGCACCUGCCGCGGGUCAUGUUGCAGUCUGAGUUUUGUCUCGCAACGCACGCCCAGUGCGCCGCGCUGAGCACCUCAGAUGCCACGCGACGCCGCGCGCGCUGGGACAGUGCAGUCGACAUUCCGUCGACGACGCUGCAGCGCUACUUCUUCAAGGGCGAGCACGAGCUUCUUUGUGAGUUUGUGCUGCUAUCAACGCUGCCCGACCUCUCGAUCGUGUCUGAGCCAAUGAACGAAAACGAAGACGACGCUGACGGCGAACCCACCCCGUUGGACUGGGAGCAGCUCCACGCCGUGUACGUGGACGAGGUCGUUCGGCUAUGGACGUAUUUGCUCAACUGGCGCCAGCAAAAGAGCCCCGAUGGCUUCCGUGUGCACGUGGCGUUCGGCCUCAACAUUCGGCAAGCAACCGACGCGGUCUUGACCCCGGAAAUGCUCGCGAAUACGAAUUUGAGUUUUUUUCUCCACCACCCGGACGUCCAGUCGGUCGCCGUGGCGUUUGCCGUCUCGGACCAACUCCUGCGCGUUUCUAUUCGCUUCUACCAGGAGGUGGCGUCGUCGACGCGGCACGCUACGGUGACGCACCGUCCGAGCACGACGGGGCGCCACGAGAACAACGCGUUCAACCAAGCGCUCGUGCAACUCGGUGUGAUGCCGGCCGCCGCCGUGAGCAUCUUUCUUUUGCAGAAAGGACUGCAGUUUAUGACGCAAAACCUCUUUGGCGAGCGCCAGCACGCGUGGGAUCGCCUGCCGCGAGGUCGACCGCUCUACGAUGCACUCGUCGAAAGCCGGCUCACGACGCGGUACGCCGAGGACCUCAUGGAAAUAGCACUCGACAAGAUCUUUGCCGCGAUUGGCGACAACCCUUCGCUUCUGACGCCCGACAUUGUGCAGUUGCUACUGCGGAUCCUCGAGCGCGCCAACAACGAUUGCGUCGACAAGGACGGAUCGACGGCCGCGGUGCAGUCGACCGUUGAGUUUAUUGCCGCAGGAACCUUGCGCUUGCUCCAGCAUCUCUUGGCGCCGCCAAAACCAGCCACACCGGCCGUCCCAAGUCUCUCGUCCGUCGUGGCGUUGCCUCCGCUCACGCAAAAGCAGAAAUGCUUUGUCGAUUGCGACGGACUCGGCUUGCUCCACGACAUGCUGUCGGCGCCGUCGUUUCUCUCGACGACCGCGUUUGUCGACGGCAAGACCACCAAGACCGUCUGCGAAGCGCUCAUUCGGCAGGUGCUACUGACGCGCGAGAUGUGCGGACCGAGCCGCGCGCUCAUCGUGCACCACACGCUUUGGACAACGUACAUACUGCCGCGCAUCGAGAGCGACGAGCUCGAAGUGUACACGGGCGUCAUUCUCCAAGCGCUCGGUGACGUGCUCCUCGGAGCCAAGGACAAGCACAUGGUGUCGUAUCUGAUUCAAUGCAGCUGCGGCUGCCCCCGCAACCGCCACUGGACGAGCGACGUUUACGAGGCUAUGACGUCGCUCUUUUUGGACUUGAUAGGCACCAAAGUCGGCGUCCGCUGGGCCCAGGAGCACGACAUGGCGGGCGUCCUCGGGCUCUUGCGGCCGCUCGAGAUGUUCUACAUUCAGCUGCUGCGCGACACGUCGGGGCUUCAAGCCCGCUUGCUGCGCACGAUCUACCUCCUCGCGCGCCGCAUCAAGAUCCUUGAUAGUCUCGUCAAGUUCUUCGACGUCGUGCCCACCGCGCUCAUCGGCCUCUACUCGCGCGGAAAAGUCCCGCAUUUGAACGUCGAGAUCUUGCGCGUCCUCGCUUCCCUCCUCCACCUCGGGCUUCUGCGCAAGGUGCCGCAUGUUGCCGUCGGCGUCUACGGCGCGACUGUGACGGAGCUCUCGCUGCUCCUCGUCGACGCUGUCACACCGCACAUGAUGGACAUCGUCCCGACGCUGUGGUCGGACAUGGACUUGUCGAAAAAGGUGUUUCGCGGCGCCAAGCUACUCGCACUUAUCGCGGACGAGCACCAUGCGAGCUUGGCGCUGGCUACCAAAGCCACGGACCUCGACGGGCGGAUGCCCAGUCUUCUCAUGCUCUUUGUAAAUCUUCUCGAUGCCAAGCUCGAUAAGGCGCUCGUCGCACUACAGCUACCCGCGCUCAUGGGGCUCAUUUGCCUCUGCUACGACCCGACGAUCGCGCUGAUUUGCACCAAAGAUAACCUCUUAGCCAAGGUGCUCGACUUGCACGAGACGGUCUCGACGCCGUUCAUUUCGACCAAGCAGCAGCUGUGCAUUUGGAUCGCCGCGCUUCUCUGCACGCACAUUUCGCUCCACGGCGCCGCCGCCAGCUUUGUAAGCGACCAGACGAUGCGGCGCGUGCUCAAGCACUCGUACGCGAGCAUUGCGCGGAUCAACCGGAGCCGGUCCAACGGGUUCGACGUUUACGUGGGGCUCGUGAACCGCCAAGGCGCCAUCGACGUCUUCGAGCCGCCACCCGUCGCGGGCAAGCGCCCCGUGCACGACAUGACGCGCGUUCUCACGUCGCUUCGAUUGCAGAUGGUGGCGAUCGAAACGGAUCCUGGCAGCGCCCGCGACGAUGUUUCCAAGCAGGACCACUUGCUCGAGUGGGAAGAGAACCUCGAGGCGAGCAUUGGUGACCGAGACGACCGCACGUCAACGUUGUAUUUCAUCCUCAUGUGCGCGCUUUCGUGCAUGACGUCGAGCGUUGGCGCGAUCAAAGAGUCGCGCGAGGUCACUGUCGUCGCCCAGUCGAUUGCGGGCUACUUUAUUGCGGAGGAGCUCACGCCGCCAGAGUACUUUGUCGCGACCUACUGCUUUGCGCUCAAGAACAUUGUGUUUGCAGCGUUUCGCGCCGCGUCGCUCAACGAAAUCUGGGAGCAGCAGACGCUGAUGCAGUUUCUAAAGAAGCUCUUUGGAUUUGUGCACGCCAAGAAGCCCGCGGCCAACUUGAUCUCGCUCGGCCAGCAGUUUGCGCUGGAGCUCUUCUGGGGGCUCGUGCUUAUCUCGAAAGGCAAGGAGGCGUGGUUUCUCAAGGAAGACCUCUCGGAUGCGCCGCCGCAGCCGCUCGUCAUUGCGCCGUUGAAGACGAGUAUCUCCGUGUUGACGCGUGCGCUUGUCGACGACGGAUCAAAGCCAGUGGCUCUCAGCUGCGCCAAGCUUAAAGUCCUCGGCGACGCCGCCGCCAGCACGGACCCGAUUGUGGCCGAGUACGCUUGCGCCGUGCUCGCGACGCUGAUCGAGGACGCCAAUAUUGCUCGAUUCUUUUUGACGGAAAUUGGCUACAACAAGCUGCUCAUCAUGGUGCAGCAGCAGCGAGACAAGGCGUCGACACGUCACUUGCGCCUCGCUGAGGACGGUGAUGACGAGCUGGGCCCGGACCCGACCGUCGACAACUCGGAGGAGACACGCCAAGUGGGCGGCGCCAACCUCCUGUACGACGUCAAGCACAAAGCAAGUCGCGAGAUGCGCGCCUUGCUCCAGCUACUGCGGCUCAUUGCAGUGUGCAUUCGCGUCGUUGCCAAGACCGAGUCCAUCGAGAACGACGCGAUCACCAAGUUUGAGAAACGGACCAAGGACAACUUUGUGAGCUUGCUGCACGAGCUAAAGGACCCACCCGUGCUUGUCCAAGUGCUCUGCGGCAUCCGGCACUUGAUUCCGCUUGCACCAACGCACAACUUUGACGUGUACUUUGAGCGGCCCGAGUUUGACCGGCUAUACCAUCUCUGCCUCGACCCAACGACGUCCGAGACUGUUCAAAUCAAGGCGCUGCGCUGCGCACGCUUCCUCCUGCGCAAGUAUGCAAUCAACACGUGCCUUGCGCGCAUGCUCUUUGACGGCCGCAUGCCCGUGGUGCUGCUCUUUGGCCACAUCCACAUCAAGCUCCAGAUCGAGGCUGUCUACUUGCUCUUUGAAAUCUCCAUGAUCUACAUCAACAAGAAGCAGCGACGGGCGCUCGCGCAAACGUUUGACGCACCCGAGACACGCCCGAUCCUCGCCGGGCUCUUUACCAAAUUCGAGCUCCUCAUGCAGGACGAAGCGUCGAAAGCGCACGCGCAGCUGCUCAUGGACAUUCUCAUUCGACUCAUUAUCCAGCUUGACUUGCUCAACUGCGUCAACGAUGACUUUCUCGUCGAAGCCAUUUGCCACAUGAUUGCGACCAUCUCACCCGACACCAAGGCGACGACGACCGACCAGCCCAACUUGCACACACCACUGCGGCCGAUGCUCUGCGCGGCGCUCGCCAAGUUGGUGUGCAAGGGCGACAGCGCGCCGCACUUUCUGCAGCUCUCGCGCAUCGAUACGAUCGUCAAGAUCCUGAGCCAAGAGUCUACGUUGGGCGAGCUUAUGGAUCUGGCGUGUAUUCUACUCACCCUCGCGUCGCAAGAGGCGGCCAUUGCUGCGUACCUCGGCACGUCGGCGCCGCAAGCGAUCAAGCAUAUUUGCCACGUGCUUGGUAGCUUUUACGAGCUGCAAAUGGUCAACAGCGGUCCUGCUGCCCAAGCCGCGUACGACGACGAGGAUGACGACGUCAGUAGCGCCGAAGUGCUCGACGAAGACGAGAACGACGCAACUACCCCGGGGACGUCUCAGUACCGCAAGUUUCGAACCGUGAAACAGCGGCUUCUGCUCAAGAUCUUCUUUCCUAAGACCGAAGAGCUCAAGGUUUCUCGCCACUUGCACCAAAUUUACAAAUACUACCUCAAGCUGUUGACAAUGAUACUGGAAGUGCACGGCGAGUCCAGCGAAGUCCACGGCUGCCGCUGCGCGACGCGCGACGGGUGUCCACUCUGCGCUCCAUCCGAUCUCCUCCGCAAGGCAAACGGUGCGCACAUUUGCCGAUGGCUGCUACUCGCCAAGCGCAUCUCGGUCGCGCACGGUGCGAGCUACAUGACGGCGCCCGAGCGCGACGCCGACUCGAUCGUGUUCCACACCCUUCGGCUGCUUCGCAGUGCGUGCUUCAAUCACUUGUUUCGGUGCGACUUUCUCGAGGGUUCGACGCGCCCCCUCGCGAGCCAAAGCCUCACGGCGCUCCAGAAGCUCCGCGACAUUUGCGCCAACGUCCACCACCCCAAGCUGCUCUUGUCGAAAGCCACGUUGCUGGACCCCAUCGUCAUUCUGGGGCAGCUGUGCGCCGAGGACGGGCUUCGCGAGUACCUCGGCGUGACGCUCGAGUUUUCUAGCUUUGUCUUUGCGAUCAUCAACGACGAGCGUCAAGUCAAGGUACCGUACAUGGUACGUGCGUGCGUGCUCGUGCUCUGUCGUCUUGCCUCGACCGAGGUCGUGCUCCACCACCCGACCUUUCGUCGCACGAUGCACCUCACGGGCACGCUUUUGAGCCGCGACGACGUCGUCUCGGACACGAUGUGCCUUCACAAUGUGCUCAUGUUUUACCGCAACACAGUCGCGUUUGGAAAGCAGCUCUCUCCGUACAUCCACGAACACCUCAGCGACCGAGUGCUCGCGGCCCUUGGCCAGCUGCUCUCGCUCACGCUGCCAGCGACGCCCGGCUUUGACGCGGAAACCACGAUGCGCAUGGCCGCUGCCGAUGCCCUCGCGCACCUCCUCUUUUCCCACCACAAGGGUCUUCGACACGCUAUGAGUUCCGAUGCUUCAACGCGCCAUCCGAGUCUCGCACAGCGCAAAAACUCAUCGAUUGCCGCUAUGACGACGCCGAGCAAGGAGCCAGUGGCAGCUGUGUUUCGCCGUAUUGGAGCAACAUGGCGCGCGCACCUCCACAACAUGAACCGCGAUGACCUCUCGUCGCUGGCGGGGAUCGACGAGAAACUCGAUAUCGUGUACGAGACGCUCUACGGCGAACACAACGAGCUGCGCCUUUUCACGGACCUCCUUGCAAUCCACACCAAGCUCCCGCCGAUGCCGACGCCAUGUGACGCGCCCAGUAUUCCCAGUGUGCUAACGCCCCGGGGACCGCUGCCACCGCGCGACGUGCCUGUCUUCUUCGCCACCGAGCAUCCGGUGCCGAGUGACCUCCGCGAGUAUGCAUUCCACGGGCAUCUGGACCACGUGCCCGGGUCGGCCUCGCUCUGGAAAGUGCUUCGAAAGCUCUUUCGCAACUGCAUGCGUCGAGGCGAACUGUCGGCGCUCUCGAGCGUUCAGAUUGACUUGCUACUGCGCCUUCUCAUGGUCUGCGCACCCGACGGGCGCAGUGCGACCUCGGCGGCGUCGUCCGCGUGGCUCAUGGACGUCGAGCUUGAGUACAUUCGGCUUGUCCAUGACGUCGUACACUCGCACCCACAGCUGCACAACCUCGCCAUGUUUGAGACCGUCUCGGCGACCGCGCACCGGUUUUUUGCCAAGGCGGCGAAUUCCACCAACGCCUUUUCGUGCCGCAUGCGCGGGUUUGUGCUCUUGCACGCGUUCGUACAAGACAGUUUGUGCAUCGAGACUCUGAGCAAGUACCUCGUCGCUGUGCUACCGCCGCCGCCGCCGGAAGACGCCCCACUCGAUGUCGACCCGAUGGAGUAUGAGCUGCCGACACGCGCGCGCGAGUGCUUGAACGGGCUCGUGGUUGCUCGGUGCCCAACGACGUGGACCAGCAACGAACGCGCCAAGCCCCGCACGCUAACGUCUUUUGCACCCGACGUGGCGCAGGCGACCAUGCUGCCGUUCGGUCUCGGCGUCAUUUCGGCCCUCGUUCGAAUCGACAGCCGCUUCAUCGAUUGGUUUGUGUACCUCGGCGGCUUUGCGACGCUGCUUGAGACUUUGGACCUCGAGCUCGAGUUCCACGAUGUGCCCGUCGUGCCCUCCCGCGUGACGAUUCUCAAGCUCACGUUGGAUCUCAUGCGGCAGAGUCUAGAGUGCAGUCGCGAGCUGCCGCUUCGGGACGCAGUGACGAGCAACUUGCGUCUCUUCAGUCGUCUCCUUGUGCUCACGGCGCACACCAAAAUGGAAAUCAAGCAAGCCUCCAUGGGUGUCGUGAUGGCACUCGUCACGACGCCCCAAGCCUGCAAUGCGCUGUACCUGCUGCAGGCCCACAACGCAGUGCUACCGGUCGUUAACAAUCGCGAGGCGAGCGUCGUCCUGUCGCACCUCGAGAUCUUGCGCCCGCUCUUUGGACAGAUCGUCACGGAGCACGAGGGCCAGUACUUUUUCAUCGAAUCGAGCACAACAAUCGAUGCACGCAAGUUUAGCGCGCUCGCAACGCUGCGGGUUUUGCACUUGCUCAAGCACACGACACUCGUCAAGCUCUCGCGCGGCCUCGAGUCCCUCUCGCGUGCCGACUCGAAGACGCUCUCCGUACUGAGCGACGGCCGCUGCGCCAAUGUGCCGCUCUGGCUCAUCGAGCGCUAUGUCGAGCGCGAGUCGUUCACGGGUCUGAGCCUUGGCGCCGACCACGACCGACAGAGCUUCGUCGUCGUGGACCUUGUCGCGCGCCUCAACGCACUCUUGGUGAGCCACACGAGUGGCGGCGAGAAGGGUUAUGUGCUCACCCGCGCCGAGUAUCUGAGUGCCGUCGAUGAAAAAGAGCGCACGGCCGUCGCGCGUGCCGUAUGGAGCACGCUACAGCAGUUGCCGAGUGUUGAGAGGGCAGCGCCCAAGCGGCUGCCGAUUGUGCAGCAAAUCUGCCGGGCGCUCAUUGAGAACCAGGCGCAGCUCAACCGCACCGUGCGGCGCGCAACGCAGUCCUUGGACGAUCAUGCGCUCUGGCGCCGCCAGCGCACGCUCCAUGGCCUCUUUGGGUAUUUGCGCAAGAGCCUAUUGCUGCGAAGCUUGUCGCUCGAGGCGAUUGGUGCCCUCGGUCGACACAUGCCGGUGCCGACGCCGUUUCACGAAGACCAGCUCGAGACGUGCAUGGUAGUGGUCAACCAAGGCGAGGUCCGGAUCGAGCUCCGCCACAGCAUCUUUGCGUUCCGGUGUCCAAACGCACGUGCGUGGAAGCGUACGUUUCUGCCAGGCGACAUUGUGUGGUGUCCGUCUUGGCUCACGACCGACCGCCGCAUCGAGCCGUACGCCAAGGCCAAGUACAUCAUCAAGCACUGCGCGCCGCACACGACCGUGUUUCUCUGGACGCAAAAGCAGCACGAGUACUACCUCCCGGCGUCGGACCGCACGCUCCUCUCGAAUGACAUUUCGUCCAUGGUCAACGUCCUUAGCAACGGCAUGCCGGUCGAUGUGCCGCCGCGCAUUGCCGCGUUUUGUCGCGAAGACGCCGACUUGCGCCAGCUUCAAGUAUACGGCAUCCAGACGCUCGAGCACCUCGCAGCAGGCAGCGCUACGUUUGCGGCUUCGUUUGUGACGGACACGGGUCUCAUGAAUGCGCUCGUGUCAUUGGCUUUCUCGACGCUCAACAUGUCGCUGGUCGUCGCGGCGCUCGAGGCACUGCGGAGUAUGACCGCCGAGCCGACGUUGGCCCAGACGUUCUACAGCCUCCGCCUCGAUCGUUUUGCGCCAAGCUCUGUCCUGCACGGCAUCCUCGACGCCGUGGACCUCUGGUGCGUGACGCCUGCGGUUGCGACGACGGUCCUCGCGCUCUUGCGUCAGAUCUAUGCGCUCGUCCCCGUCGCCCGCUCUACGAUUCCGAGCACAUGGCGCCUGACACACUUUUCGUCGAUGCGGUCGUUCUUGGUGUCGACUGACUUGAGGCUCGUGGAGGCUGUCACAGCUCUCCUGCACGACCUCGUGGUCCCCGACCUCAUGGGGGUCUUUACGGCGGGCGGACUCCACUUUGCGUGCGCACAGCUUAUCGGCCGCUGCCCGGCGUCCGUCUUGCCCGACGUCCUGCACCUCGUGCUGCUGUUUUGCCAGGACACGACGACGAAAGCUGCCAUCUGGGCCCAUGCCGGCUUCCACGCGACGCUCGACAAUACGCUUCUGCAGAUGGUCGCGCGCCUCGGGUCGGCGACCGACGAAGAAGCCCGCAAGUUCAUCGCGUUCUUCAACAUGCUCACGUACUCGACGAUCGACGCGUCCAGAGACGCGAAGUACCGCGUGUUUUUGGGCCAGAAAACCAACCUCGUCGCGCACCUCGUGCUGCAGAUCGGUCUCGGCGGUGGCAACAUUGACAUUUACCUCGAUUGCCUCUGGCGACUCUGCCACGGCAACGCCGCCAACGCCCGGCGCGUGGUUGGAGAUAGCUCGUCGGUCGACGUCCGCCACGGGCUAGCGACGCUGGCCUCGACGCCGAGCGCCCCUGCGUUUGCCAAUUCGCUCCGCUGCAUUCGGUCGCUCUCGGUGCACCCUGGAAAUGCCGACGCGUUCAGCUCCGUGGGGCUGCCCGAUGUGCUCUUUCGCUACGUCGACGGUGAGUCGUGGCAGCGCCCCGAGACGAGCACAGCACUGCAGGCCCUCGGAAGCAUCUUUGCGCAAUCGACGCUUGGACGAAGCCACUUCACACCGACGCACAUGGCCCUUCUCGCGUCCUUGUACGCUCGCCACCUCGAGCACCCGCCCGCAACGACCGAGCUAGAGACGUGGGGGCUCGUACUUGCCCGGAUUUUGGAGCUCCUCAGCUGCGUCACGGCCGACGCGCGUACCCGGCAGAUUGUCUGGACGCACUCUCAAGGCGCCACGCGCAGUGAACUCGGGUGGGGCAGCUGGAUGCAGCUCUUGUACCCACCGCAGCAGCCGACCGCGAUGCAAUUGAGCGUCGAGGUCAAGCGGAGCGUUCAUAGCCACACACUUUGCCUCCUUGCGGCGCUCUGCCUCGAGGACUCGGUCGCUCGGGAGGUCGUUGCGCACCCUCAGUGGUGCCGAUACUUUUGUGCGCUGGCACUGGAUGCGAGCGCGCAAGCUCGCGACAUGCCCGCCGUCCUGCGCCUUCUCAUCGCCAUUGCAGAGUACUGCGUCGGAAAGAACGAGCCUCUGAGUGCCGUGCUGCCAGCGCGACCCCGUCUCUAUCGACUGCUGCUCCUCGUGGGCCUUGACGAAGUGAACGCGCUUGUGUUUCGAGUGCUUUGGCUCUGGGAAGCGCAGGCCCGCGAUAGCUCGGACGACGCCGCGACGCUCUUUAUAAAGGAAGGCCUCGGCCUCGAGACGUACUCGGCCUGCCUCGUCGCGCGAGCGGCGGCGACGGCCGCGGACCGCUGUAUGUUUUUGGGAUUCCUCGUCCACUUGGUCCCCAUCGCGUCCAUCCGAGGGCUCUUGACUGUGACAAUGGUGGCCGACCACGUGUGCGCGUGCCUCCGUCAUCUACCGGACCGCAUGAAAUGGGCGGCGCUGGCGGCCACCGAAGACGCCAACUAUGCCUUCGUCGCCUGGAACGAUGCCAACCUCAACCUCGGCGCGAUGCUGCACGUCAUUCGGCUCGUGCGGCUUGUCGUCGAGCAAGACCCUCUCCAAGGGUUGCUCAAGCAUCGACCAGUCUUCGAUCUCCUUGGCGACGUGGUCGCGUGGAUUGUCGAUGCCGUUAUUUCGCUACCGUCCGAGAUGGUGGCCGUCGCCACGCACCUCCUCGUCGAGUGGUCGGAGGUGCUGCAGUACGCCUUCAAGUGCCGCGUUCUAUCAUUUGAGCGGCCGACGCUGCUGGCGUUCGUGCAACACAUGUUGCGACUGCUUCCGCUUCUGCCACCGGAGACCGCCAUUGCCGGACUGCGCUGCCUCCAUGUGCUCUGUGACAAGAACAUCGAGGUGUGCCUAGCGCUGCAGCGACUCGGUCGCGGUUUCUUCUUUGACCUUAUGGCGCUGCUGGGUCUUGCGACUCUCGGGGCGCAAGGUAAACGGCUUUUGUUCCAGCUUGUGCAAGCGCUGGUGGCGACGUCGUUUUGGCUCGCGCAGCAUGCGGUGGCCGUUGGCUGGCCCAAGCGCUGCUUGGAGCACAUUGAGGCCGAGAUGUGCGCCCCGAGCGCGUGCUUUGCGAUUGUGCGUCUUUUGCGCGUGCUCGGUAUCGACGUGGUACUGCCGGGCGACCUCCGUGUCCGACUGCUACUGGCGCUCAUAGCGCCUGCCAUGGUGACCUCGAUGUUCUAUCACGACGCCCGUGUGUCUUGGCUCACGUGCCUCGACCAGCUGCUAACGUCAGCACCAGCGCUCUGCGAUGUCCUUGUCGCUCACUGGGACGCGUGCGGUGGUCCGCUGGUGCGCCACCUCUUGCACCGCCUGCACGACGAGCUCUCGGACGUCGAGGUGCCUCGCCACGAAAGCGUGCCGUACGCAGCCAUGCGGGUGCUGCAACACCUCAUGCAGCCGGCCCUCGUGCCGUGUCUCUUGACGCUUGCCGAGGCAUGGAGCAGCUUUUUCAAAAGCCACGUUUUCCCCGCGCACGACGGCAACAUCAACUUGUAUGCGUUUGUCGUUAUCAAGUCGCUCGUGGCGGCGGCAGGCUCGCAUCUUGUGGGCACGCCGGUUUAUCUCAGCCUCCGAGACGCUCUCGAAACGCUGGAUGCGAUUCCGACCUCGAUUUACCUCGAGCUUGUUGCCAUGUACGUCCGUGACAUCCUCGCGCAUGUGACGUCGCCCAGUGACGCAGCGCAAGUCCCAUGGUCUCUCGUUCUCGAGCGAUGCGUCGCCGCGCUUCUCGAGCCGCACGGGUGGAGCCGGCAUGCGGCGCUCCUCGCUCUGCACGCGUUUCUGCACAUGCCCAGCUAUGCGCCGUCUCUUCGAGCCAUCGCGACCGCGAUUGUGUUGGAGAUUCGCACAGCCAUGCAAUCGCUCGUGGACGCUGUCGACGUGCCAGCGUUGGAGCAUAGUCAUAGCGUCGCGUCUCCGGUGCUCACAGUGCUGAUUCCGAUGGGUCUGGAUGGCGGCGACGCCGUCUACGCCGCCGAGCACAUGGACGAUGCGCACGUCUUGCCACUCAGCAACAAGGCGGUGCUGGCAGCGACGCACCAGGGCGCCGAGGUCCUCGUCGUGCAGCUUCUGCGACACAGCAACGCAGCACUCUUGCGCCUCUUGCUCCAUCACACGAGCGUCCGGCGCACAACGACAGCGCCGCCACGACCGCACCUCGUGGACCGCAAGCGGGGGACUGUCGCGGUGCCGCGAAAAUCAUUUCGACGAUGCGCUGUCAACCCACCCUCAAAGCUUGGCCACACGUUUACACCGCUGGGGCUCGACGGCCGGCGCCAGUUUGCGCUCGCGAUCGAAUGUCUCGAACGACUGGACGCUGCUACGUUGGGUGUGUCCUCUCUAACCCGCCUGGACCGCACGGCGAUGGUUGUGACACACGCUUUCUUCUACACCGACGAUGCGCAGACCAGUGUUGAGUGGCUCCAGCAGCUCUUUGCAGCGACGGCGACGGCCGGCUCGACGCUAGCAGCCCAGCUUGUGCAGACUAGCAAGCCGCUCUUGCUGCUCCUCUUCCGCCUCGCAGGGUCGUGCGAGUCGCUUGCCCUACGCAAACUCGCAACUGCGAUGCUGUGGCUGGUCGUGCUGGAUGACGGCGGGUCGGCGUUGUUCCAGGCAACCAUGAUGGCCAGUCGGUCGGAUCUUCUGUACCAUCUCGAGGUCAGUCUGGGCCUCGAGCCGCCACAACGCCAUGCGUCCUAUCCACCAUCGCUGGGCUGGCUCGAUUUGCUGCAAACCACGUGUGGCCUUCUUGCCGCGCUUGGCCGCGCCCCGGAAUCGCUAAGUGUUGUGGUUGCCCACGGCUUUAUCGGUCUCAUCCUCCGCGUUCUUCGGACCGAGCGUCCUGCCGCACUGCACAAGUCCAACGUGCACUUUAUGACGCUGCUUGAUGCUGUAUUUCGGCAAGAUCUGGAGACGCACGCGAGUUUGGCGGCGCUCAUGCUGCAUGUACUGCAGUGUCUCGAGCUCGACAACGAGGUCGAGCUCCGGGCCAAGGCGGUCCAGGUCCUGCACCUCAUGUGUCGCGACGACACGGGAAAGCAAGCGCUUGAGAUGCACCUCUUCCCGCCGCCGUCAGUGGACGACUCUGCAAAGCAUGCGAAAGCGACUGUCCACUCGCUCGAAGCCAUGGCCCACCUCGUCGUUCUCACGGAAGCGCUCAAGCUUCGCGACUCGCGCGAGGCCGAGUGCGCAGCCAUCUCUCUCGUUCUGAUGCUGUGUUGCGACGUGCGACAUCGAGAGUACCUCCGUGGGUGCCGCGCCGCCUCGCCCGAGUCGCUCGUGCAGCUCAUCAUGAGCCUCCUCGAGGUCACGAUCGGCACGCGCCAUCGCAACCACGUGGUCCAGCGAACCGAGCCGUUUCCGCUUGUCGUUGCCGCGACAGGCGCUGCGGCGCUGGCGUGUCUCGAACGCCUCGAGGUGCACAACGACGUGUUUCGCAACAUCACCGUCGGGAGCCGCCUCGUUGUGCAGCUCUUUGCGGCCAUGGGCUGCCUCGAGCUUGAGAUUGCGUACACAGCGAGCUCGCUUCUGGUGGCGAUCGUGGGUUUUGCGACCGACCCAAGUGUCGAAAUGCUCUUGCUCGAGACGCCGGCGACCGAGGACAGCGACGACGACGACGAGGAGGAGGACCGCACGACGAGCAAGCGCAGGUUGCUCUUGCGCAAGGCGAGUUAUAUCCAAAUGGACGCGCACCUGCCGAUCGACCACCCGAAGCGGCAUGCGCUCAACCGCCUCAAGUGCUUUCGGCACAAGGUCGGCGGCGCGAUCCCGAGCUACUUUGAGCUCCUCGCGCGCUGCGCCGAGUCGUUUGCCGAGGCGAUGCCGCAUGCGCGCGCGCCGCUUGUCGGCAACGUGUUUGAGUUGCUGCACACGGCGCUGCGGGUCUUUUACGCGACGAUCUACAUCCCACUCACGGACGCGACGCGGGCGCACCACAGCCGCCUCGCCAACGUGUCGUACCGCGUUGCAUUUGCGGUCGUUCCCGCGAACAAUGACGUGUACGAGCGGCUCCAGAACGAAGCGCUCGCUACGCUAUACCACCUCAGCUGCCACGUCGGCGACUACAGCGCCGCUGUGUUUGAAACCACGCUGGCCGUCGAGACGCUGCUCCAGCGCAUUCGCGUCGCGUCGUCGCGGUGCCAGUACGAGUGCGCGCAGCUGCUGCGUGCGAUCACGCGCCACGAGAGCGUGAAAAGCGUCUUCUACACCAACGACCUCUUUGCGUUUCUGAGCUGGAUGAACGAACCGGUGUUUGUGGACAUUCUGCAAGCGCUCUUGCAGACGGCGAGAAACCUACUGUCGCCCAGCAACGCGCUGUGCUACAACCCGCUCCACCUCGCGCGUCUUCUCUUGACCGAGACCAACGUCACGUCGAGCAGCCGCAGCGCGAUCCUCGUCGACCAUGCGACCAUUUUCCGACGGGUGACCUUUCGCCUCCGCCUCGAGAGCCGUAUCAGCCGCGUGCUCAAGGUCACGUACGUGCUGCAGAUGCCGCCCGACGCGCCGACAAUGGUGAUUCACCGACGCUACCACCUCCCCAACAGUGACGCAGUGAUCGAAGAGUCGUUCUUCUGCAGCGUCCAAGUCUCUGCGAUCGCGUGCACUGCGUCGGUCGAGCACCGGAAAGAUCUUGCGGUCGCCUUCACGUACGCGGUGGCGCCCCUCGACGCUGGGAACGUCUUUACGGCAUCUCGGUCGCAGCCCGUCUUUGAUAGCACGACCACGCUUGUUUUGGACAUUGCCGACGAAAUGGUCUGCGACUUGGCCAACCUCUCGGGGCCGCUCGGCGACGUGCUCUCGUUCUGCGUGCACAAUGCGAUGGUCGUCGAGGUCGACCUCAUCUCGGAGCUGCUCGGCGAGCUCUGCAAGCACGACGCCGUCUUUUGCGACCCGAGCUUGCAUCUUUGGUGCUUUGUGGCGUUCCUCACGCACUACGGCGGCGCCCACAGCACGCCGACGCACGCUAUGGCCUGCCUCAAGGCCAUCGGCGAAGCCGCGUCGCCCGACCACGCAACCUACCACACGUACUUGCAGCACGCAAUGUACCUGCUCCAGAUGCUGCGCAUCUACGGUCUCUCGUCCGACCUAAUUCCCGACCGUGACCGCCCCAGCGUUUGUCUUCGGCACAAGGAAGCUACCUCGUUUCUUCUAAGUCUUGGCGAUAUGGUGGCUGCGGGCCUCUCGCAGUCGACAGCCGAGACGUACAUGAACAUGCUCUUGCUCGAGCUGGGCGGUGUCGUCCGGUACCUCUGCGGUUUCCACCGCAAGCAGGACCACCUCUGCUGCACCCACCUGCAGCUGCACGCGACGCUCUCCAAGGUUUGGCCCGCCCACGCGCGCAUUCUGGCCAAGAAGCGCUUUGUCAGCGACCAUUUGCGGUACUUUGAGACGAAUGCGCACCUGAGCGACGCGAGCAUCGAGCACGCAGCAGCGGCGAUCCUUACGCUCGUCGAGCACUCGAGCUCAUGCUACAAGUUUGUGCGCCACCGAGGACUUGACCUCGUGGGCCGCCUCGCCCACGUGCUGUACACACGCUAUUACGGAACCACGCACCCGCAGAAGAUCGCGACGAUUCUGCGCUUCUUUGUGCUCAUUGCGAGCUUUUUGCGCACCAACUUGCUCGUUGCGGAGUCACUCCCGCCCGAGAUCCACCACGCGUUCUUCCCCAACGCGCUCUCGCCGCAUGUCAUGCCGUUUCUCGAGCUCGUGCUCUGGCCGCUCCUCCCGUUCGACGACCAAGACGUCUGGCUCGAGUCGACGAUGCUGGCCGCGACGCUCCUCGCUCAAGUCGUCGAGGCGAGCGUCGACCGGCGCGUCAUCGAGCAGCACGUGCUCGCGAUUGGGUUCCGCGUGCAGAACACGCCGCGGGUGCUGAUUUUGCAGCGGGCGGUGCAGCGCGCGCUUCGUCUCACGGCGCGCGACCACGCGUUCGCGGUGCGCGUCGUUCAGCACGUGUACUUUUUGGCCGUUGUCAAAGGAAUCAAAACCGGCAUUUUGAGCGCCGAGUGCCGCGAGCUGCUCCCGACGCAUGCGAUCACACAGCUCGAGACGCUCAGCGACGACUCGUUCGACGUCGUUUUGCGCUACUGCGUGCAGUUCACCGAGCAGCACCGCGACAGCCGGCUGCGCGAAAUCCUCGUGCGCAACCGCAAGAAAGGCAUCGGCGACAUGCUCCACGCGGUUGACCACGCGGCGCGGCUCGUGACCUUUGUCCACCAUGUGCUCCGCAUGGUGCUGGAGAUGUACAUUGGCAUCGUCGCCAACGGCACGCCACACGCCGACGCCAAGCUACGUCGCGUCACCGCCUUUGUCAAUCAGCUCGAGACGCUGGCGCUCACCGUGCUCUCGGUCCUCGACCAGCUCGAUGCGUCGUACUUCGGUCAUAUUUUCGUUCAGUUUCGCGAAGUGCGCUUCCCGGAGGCGCGCCUCGACAUCAACGUCGUCGAGCGGCGGCACUUUAUGCGCAACAACAUGAAGAAGAUCUUGUUUAUCCUCAAGCGCAUCAUCGACCGCAAGAAGCUCGGGAGUCUCCUCGACGAAGCCUCGUUUACGCACGCCGAAGCCGUCUUGCGCGACAUCCGACUCGAGUUUGCCGUCAACGGCCGCCGGCGCCUCGGCCAAGCGUGCGCGGCCGACGCCUCGAUUGCGGAUCUGUUUUGCGAAGCGAUUGAAGCGCACGGCGUCGGGCCGUUUGCGACGCUCAUGGUCAGCGCGCGCUACCUCUUUGCCCGCACGAUGCGCAAGGACGACAACUCGAGCUAUUGCUUGGAUGAGUUUAUGGUCGGUCACUUCAAAGCCGCGGGCCUCGGCGACGCCAUCCGCGCACUGCUCCGCACACUCGGGCGGGGCGUCUCGUUUGUGUUAAAACAUCCGUGCCUCACGCUCUCGGCGAUCCGAAGCGCGUUUGUUUCGUGGCGACAUCGCAAGGCCAAGGUGACGGCGCCAGAGGUGGCGAAUGUCGCGCGCCGUCGGAGCAUGUCGCUCGCCAACCACUUGUUUCACGGCGUGGACAGACCGCUCGUGUCCUUCUUCCCGCUGGCUUCGCUGCUCACGCUGCCGAUGCACGAAGCGGUCGCGAGCACAAGCUUGCUCUGGAAGCACCUGCGCGUCUUUGGCACCGACCGGUUGCCGGACGGGACGCUCGCGCCCAAGCCGCGCUUCGUCGAGCGGCUCUGCCCGACGCUGCCGAGCGCCAAGCAAGAGCUUCUUCGGAAUUUUUUGAAGACGGGCGACGCCGCGACGCUCGAGACGCACUUUGAGCACGCCGAGCUGUACCUGCUUCGGCAAAAGCUCGAGUCGCUCAUUGGACGCGACACGGGCGCGGACGUGUCGCUCGACAUUGUACAGCACGCGACGCUGCCCGUGAACGUCUGGCAGUUUAUUCUGUCGCCGGUGCAGCACACGCGUCUCCUGCACCUCGAGUUUGUGCUCUCACAAGCGCGCACGUGCGGAUCCCUCGCCGACGCGGUCUCGCACGCCAAGUCCCUCGACUCGCGCCACCUUGCGAGCGACCUUCGAAAGCUCUCGGGGCUCAUUACGCUGCCGCUGCGGCCCCGCCCGGUGAUCAAGAAGCCCCAGCGCUCGAAACGCCACCGCCUCCUUCGCCGGUCGUCGCGCCGAGCGAUCAAGCAGUGGGUCGCGCGCUCCGUGGGCAUGAGCGGCUAUGUCGAAAAAGAAGAUCGCAAGACCGUCGACGAGAUCAAGAAGGACCCGACCGACAUUGUGUACGCCGAGUUUGUGCUGCCGGUGGCCGACAAGGUGCUUGAGGACCCACUGUCGGAGCAAAUGGCGUGGGGCUACCUCGUCGAUGAGAUCAAACGCAACCUCUUUCCGCGAUGGACGUUCGAAGUGGACGACGAGAAGGCGCCGCGCCUCCGCCGCGUCUACGCGCGCAGUCUCCGAUGGCUGCUCCGCGCUUUUCUCAACCUGACGUUUUGGCGCUUGGAAGAGCUCAAGCUGGACCUGCUCGACGACUCGUGGCCCGAGACAGACAUCCUGCGCUCCAAGCACACGACGCGCACCAAGCUCACAGCCGACAUUGUGCACAGUAUCGUCAUUUACAAGCACGCAAUGAAGGCGGUCUCAGAGCUCUGCACCGUCUGGAUGAAGGAGAGUGGGAGCUUGGGUCUGCGCUUCUGGCAACACUGGAGCUUCUGGGCCAUCGGCUGGAUCGUCCCGCUGCUGCUCUUUUGCGUCGUCUUGCCACAGCUCGACGCGGCAGCCGACUCGGUCGACUACUUUAUGAAGUGGUUCAUGGGCGGCUUCUUCGUCGUCAUAUACCUUCUCGUCGUGCUCUCGAUUCUCCAGCUCAUCAAGCAGAGCGAAAACAUGAUGGUUCAGGAGCGUCAGUCCGUGCGCUUCUACCCCGUGCUUGGCUACCACGGCAACUACCUCGCGGUCUACGGUCUCUUUAUGGAGCUCGUGCAGCAAAACACCAUUCCGUUCAGCAAGACGGUCAAAUGGGUCUCGGGCUUUCGCAUGCCCAAGAUUAUUGCUGCGAUCGGGAGCUUUGGCAUUACGGGCGUCAACCUCGACGCACUCAAACUAGCGCCGCUGGACGUGCUCUACCUCAAGGCGUACGUCGCCAUCACGGUCGUGUUUGCCUACCUUGUGCUGCUCAAGUGCGCCAACAAGUUCCACAAGAGCUACCCCAAGCUCAACAAACGGCUCACCAAAGAUCUUCCGCCCUUCGUCAGCAGCAUCCUCUUUGUCGCCAUCAUCAAUACGUUCUUAUCGUUCCUCUUUUGCUGCACGUGCGACCAGUUCCAAGACGCGGCGUCUCAGUGCACCCACACGCAGCCGUUCUUGUACGCAUAUCCCGACGUCAACCUCGUGUGCUGGAGCCCCGACCACCUCCCGCUCGCGUUCAUCGGGCUCGUUGGACUCACCUUCUUUCUUCCGAUCGGCGUUCUCAGCGCCGGCAUGGCCGAGGUCCUCUUCCCGAGAGAAGACGUCGACAUCAAGUUUUCGCCCAUCAUCGUGCUCGCGAGUCAGCUCGGCAAGACGAUCGCGAUCGUGGCCGCGCUCUUCUUUACGUUUUACCGCGAGUACAUGGUCACGAUCGGCAUGGUUAUGAACAUUGGCCUCUUUGGUCUCACGCUCGUCUGCAAAACGUCCUCCAUCUGGUAUGUGAGCAUCGUCAAGUCGUUCAUUUACGUCAUUUCGGUCUGGACGUCCAUUUGCGCGUUUGCGAAUCUCACGCUCGCGAAUCCGACGAGCAACCCCGUGUACUAUCUGAACCUUGGGUGGUUUACUAUCUUUGUCGUCGCGCUCGUCGUGCUCUUCCUUGAAAUGCGCAUUCGGAGCAUCCGCGAGGCGGCCGCCCGCGCCGAGCGGCUCCGCGACUACCAGCUCCUCAACGCCAACAACGACGACGUGCGCCUCACCGACUUUGAAGAAGACUUUAUGCGCCGAUCGCGCAAACCCACAACUGCGGCCCAACUUGAGGCACUCGCGCCGCCUGGGUUCCUCGCGGGCGCGCGCGCCAAGACCAAAGCCAUCGAGAGCCAGGAGCUGCCGCCGCACCUCGACGACUUUCUCGAAAAAGCCCGACGGUCCGCCGAGCGCCCGUCCAUUAGCGAGACCAUGUUCCUGCGCCGGGCGCGCCGCCUCGGCCACCGCAUCGAGCUCUUUGAGAAGGGCGAAGGCUAUCGUCACAAGCAGGCGUAA